This is a messenger RNA of Ipomoea nil (Japanese morning glory), 1136 nucleotides long. Its product is annotated as GATA transcription factor 19-like. The record is from RefSeq and is a predicted model, not a curated record. NCBI's taxonomy places the organism in Eukaryota, Viridiplantae, Streptophyta, Magnoliopsida, Solanales, Convolvulaceae. Gene Ontology annotation, molecular function: sequence-specific DNA binding; zinc ion binding; DNA-binding transcription factor activity. The transcript has 2 exons. Gene Ontology annotation, biological process: regulation of DNA-templated transcription; flower development. Bases 86 to 751 code for a protein of 221 amino acids.
UCAAUUCUCGAUAUCCCUCUCUCACUAUUACAUACAAUCUUCAUAUCCAUCAUUUCCCAGUUCCCAGAUUAUUUGUGUAUUAAAAAUGAUGCACAGGUGCAGUAGCAGCUGUUCUUGCGGAAUGUACAAUCAGAGCAGCAAUGACUAUUCUGCCGGAGGAUUCUCCAUGUUCUUCUCCUCCCCGCCGGCGAAUCAGAAUUAUAAUCACUACUAUUAUAAUGAAGAAGCUCCGGAUUAUGAUCAAACCCUCUACUCUUCUUCUUCGUCUUCUUCUGUGGAUUGUACUCUUUCUCUGGGAACACCGUCCACUCGUCUCACUUCUGCCAAUGAGAGGCCGCCCUCUGAAUCACGCCGCUCUUUAUCUUCUUCAUCCCACAAGUCCGGCCGUGGCGGCGGCGGCGGCGGCGGCGGCGCCGACCCUCUCGUCACUCGCCGCUGCGCUAACUGUGACACCACCUCUACCCCCCUCUGGAGAAAUGGCCCCAGAGGCCCUAAGUCUCUGUGCAAUGCGUGCGGAAUCCGGUUCAAGAAGGAGGAGCGGAGAGCGAGUGCGGCGGCGGCGGCAGCGGCGGCGAACGGUGGCGGAGCCGGAGGAAUGGACAUGAUGCAUAACUCGUGGGCCCACCACACGCAAAUGCCGUACAAUAAUUACUCUUCCCCGCCGGCCUACGGAAACGAGUACGGGUACAUGGAAGACGACGACCGUGAUUCCGCCUUCCUCUCCUGGCGUCUCAAUGUGCACUGCUCGUAAACUGGGCCCACCAAAUUCUUUGUCAGGUCGGGAUGUGGGGCCUUAGAGUUAGGGUUCAACUAUUGGAAAAAUGAAACAAGAAAAGUGAAAAAAGAAAAAGAAAAAAAAAGAAUAUUUGUUGUAGGUAGGAGAAGAGAGAGAGAGAGUUGUUGAAUUGUGAGAGAAAUGAUUUUAUUGAUUUUGGAGAAGGAUGGGGGGAGAGGUAAUUAUGUUUUGGCGUGUAGUGAUGGAUUCUGGGGUGGAGGGGGAGGGGAGUACUUUUCCUUUCUUUUUAGGAGUUAAGUUGAUGAGAGUCAAGAUGAAGAUGAAGAACGACUUCAAACUUUAACUUUCCACUUUGAUGAUGAUAUGAUAUGAUAUAUACACUUCCCUAUUUAUUGCUUUA